This is a messenger RNA of Xenia sp. Carnegie-2017, 5436 nucleotides long. Its product is annotated as regulator of G-protein signaling 12-like. The transcript is spliced from 16 exons. The record is from RefSeq and is a predicted model, not a curated record. Gene Ontology annotation, biological process: signal transduction. NCBI's taxonomy places the organism in Eukaryota, Metazoa, Cnidaria, Anthozoa, Malacalcyonacea, Xeniidae. Gene Ontology annotation, molecular function: protein binding; GTPase activator activity. Bases 638 to 5068 code for a protein of 1476 amino acids.
UUUUUGUUGGUAUUAGUUAAACAAUACUCGUUAGUUUUUUUCAGUUUUCAUAAUAAAUUGUUUGUAAUAGAUCGAUUUAAAAGUGGAAGGAUGUUGACUCAACUGUCUCAUCCUCAUCUUUAAUAGUUAGUCACCUAUUUAUUAUGCACAAACGUCUAAACUCAAUAUUGGCAAACAUUUAAUCUGUCAACGGCUUAUUUUCCUUGGGAAAUUAUCAAAACAACGCAAAGAAGGGUACGUCAAAUCACACAUUGCUCUUUAAUACAAGUCAACAAAGAAUUUCACAGAGAAGAAAAAAUUUCAUUGAUAUUUAGUAAUGAGCGAUCUUUCAAAAAUAUUGGCUUUGUAACGAAUAGAACAGCUGAGCCGCUCGUGAGUUGAACAGGGCCAACAAGAAUUUAAUCAUUAAAUUUUCUUUGAACUAUUUUGAAACAAUAGUAUAUAAAGAGAGAUCGUUUCGUCACUCAUGCAUCGAAUGUUGUGAAUGAUGUUGUAACAAACUGUGGUUAAGAGAGCGAAAAUCGAUCUACAAUGAAUUGAAGUGAUUUUAAAAUCAUCACAAAGUACAAAACCUUUUGUUUGCUGUUUUGUCUCGGGAAGGAUUUUUCAAAUAAUGGAAAUGUGAUGGCAAAGAAAUAUGAGUUCCUGUCACGAAAUCAAAGUACUUCGUAUUUUCACAAAACGAGACAGUCGUUUUGGUUUUACUUUGGUUGGUCAAUAUCCUUGUACACUUGACAAAAUCCAACAUGGCAGUCCGGCUGAGAAAGCUGGCAUCAAAUCAGGAGAUGAAUUACUUGAAGCUAACGGAGUGAAUGUGGAAGAUCUUCAACAUAAUUGUGUGGCAUCUUUCAUUACACCAAAUGUUGAUGGCAUCACUGAGUUACGUAUUCGCAGAGCGUUGAAAGCUAACGUAAUGACAAACAAUCUAAAUGAAGUGGAGUCAAAAGAAAUGCUUUCAAGAAAUAAGAAUGAUGUGUCGCAUGCUGUUAAUAUAGUUGUGGCAAGCUUAGAGCCACAGGACAUUUUCCCUUCCAAAGAAAAAGAUCUUAACCUGUCGACAUCAUAUAGUAAUGAUCUAGCUUGUGAUGAACAGUUAAAAACCAACUUUGCACCAGUCAACUUGAAAGUGAGUUUUUCUGAUAUUUCAACGCUCAACGGGUUUAAUUUAAAAUCGCCAUCACAAUAUGAAAAUGACACUUGUGUAACAUCACAAAUUUUUGUUGGCUAUCUGGGCUCAAUAAAUCGGCCUCUUAUAUCAGCUUCUUCAUUGGGUCUUGUCACGCAUUUGCGUAUCAAACAGAAAUCAGCUGUUUGGGUAAGUCUUGAGCUUAGCUCGGACACGAUUUAUAUCAGAAAUACGAGUAAUCAAAUCAUGAUGAUGAGCCCACUAAAAUCUUUGGUUUACUUUGGCUUUUCUCGCGAAAACAAACAAAUCUUAGCCCUCUUAACAGCGAACGUUGAUUUGAUUGACUCACACGCAGGGAUGAACAAUCAUGUUUCAAUUAUUGAUGAUUGCAACUUAAAUUGUUCUUGUCACGUGUUGCUCAUCAAUUCCAACUACAAUAAACCCAUCAAGCAUUCUAUGGUGAAAGAUUAUUUUCAGCUGCAGUGUCACCCUUCGGCCGGAAGCUGUCGUCGAUAUUUUCCUACCACAAAUAAAACGGUUAUAAGUACGUUCUAUAAUUAUCUACGACGCUUAACUACCACUGGACUCAUUGAUGAGAAUGAAUUGGAUCAUCCUGAUUUCAAUGGUUAUGGUAGUGAAGUCGAUAUACUGCGUGAUUUAGGGGUUAUUAUCCCGCAAGAAUUAGUUAAUACUGAUCAUUUUUCAGCGUCGAAUAGUGACGAAACACAGCAUGAGUUUGGUGAAGACGAUCAAGUUCUGUGCCUCUAUUUAAGAUCUUUGUACAAAAAUAUUAGCAUGAAAGAACAAGGAAAGAAACUUGCUGGUAACAGAGAGUACAACAUCAAGAUUUUUCAAGACGGUAAACCAACUUGUACUCAGGAAUCUAGUGGUGGGGUUACCUUAACAUCACAUCAUAUUAUUCACAUUGCAACACCGAAGAAAGGUGACACUUCCAUGGCUGACGAAAGGGAUUUUCGACCAUCAAAUAACGAAGUUAAAGCUGGAAGAACCGGUCAUAAAACACAAGUUUAUCAACAGCGUUCUCAUUCGCUUGCAAGUAACGUGAGAACAGUUAUAGAUGCUCACGCUGCUGCGGUUACAGCGAUUGCCAAAGCUCAAACUUUUGAGAAUUCUAGAAAGAACUUGGAAAGUGGUCAUUGUGAUGGUCAAUUGAAUCAUGCCUCCUCCACCAGCAUGUUGUCUUGUAAAACAGUUAAUAAUCAUCCAGAUGGAAAUGUAGCUCGUUGGGCUGUCUCAUUUGAUCAUCUACUGAAAGAUAAAAUUGGCCUUCAAGUUUUUAAGUGUUUUCUUCAAAAAGAAUUUAGUGAAGAGAAUCUGGUAUUUUGGUUGGCUUGUGAGAAGUACAAGAUGUUGGAAAAUAAGAAAAAGUUAAAGCAAAUGGCCGAUGAAAUUUAUGAUGAACAUUUAAAGCCCUGUGCUAACCAACCUGUCAAUGUUGAUGCAACUGCACUUAAAGAGGUUGAAUCUUCUCUUGAGGAUCCUUGUUGUGAAUUAUUAAAAAAUCUUCAGAGUCAGAUUUAUACAUUGAUGAAGUUUGAUAGUUAUACAAGAUUUUUGAAGUCUGAAUUGUAUCGGGAGUGUCUGGUUAAUGAAAUGGAGGGAAAGGAUUUUGUAUUUGAGCAAGAAGGGGAUAAAAAGGAAGAUGAGGAAGAAAUUAGUACAUUAAAGAGAAUGGUGAAAUUCCAAAAAAUUUUUGGUCAUCGUGAAUGUGUUUAUUUUGUGAAUGAAGAUGAUUUAAGUCUGACCUUUUCUCAAAAGUUUAGCAGCACAAAAGUAAAAGUAAAAAAGCCUUCAAAGCCACAAGCCAGUCAAGAAAUAGAUGAUAUUAAGAAAAAAUCAAUUCUUCCAUGGAGAGGAAGGUUAAAAAGUGAUCAAUCAAAGAGAAACAACAUACGCAGCACUGAAAGUCAGGCAAGCAGUACGAGAAGCUCUUUAUCGUCACUGUCUGAUUCUGUAUUUUCAUCAAAUGCAAAUAAUUCCGAUGAGACAUUGAAUGACUUGGAUAGCAAAGAACGACCACCACCAACUUGUAAAGUUAUUUUACCAAAUACAUUAUCAAUGUUUUUGUUCUGCAAGAGUACAAGAAGUCUUCAUGAUGGUUUAUUGGAUUUAUGUGUUCGUCAUGGAUUGUCACUACCUGCAUUAAGUAUUUUCCUUGGGGAAAAGGAACUAAAUGAGGAAGAUUUAAAAAUGAAACUUACACGUUUCAUCAACAAAGAAAUUAUUCUACUCCAAAAAAUUUUAUUCAGAAUGGAAUUACCAAAUGAUGCAACAAUCGGUGUAAUUGCAAGCGAACAACAAACGAUCCUUGAGGUUAUUCAACCCAUUUUACGACAUCAUGAUAUUGAUUUGGAUAAUUAUUCUAUCGUUUUGCGUGGUGAUGAUAAUGAGGAUGGUGGAUUUCUCGAUAUAAAAUUACCUAUAUCGACGUGUCAUCAGAAAAAUUUGAUUAUUCGAGAAAAAGCAUGCAAAGUCUUAAACGAGGCAAGGGUGAUGACAGUGAAUAAUAACGAAGCAAAAAUGUACACUCACCACACUCCUUCGAAAGCAAUCGUUGCUCUGGACCACAAAGUAUUUGAUGGGAUAAUGAUGGGUAAACGACAAUCGAUGUCAGGAUUUUGUUUUGAUGACUUGGGUGUAUUUGUACCAAUGUUGAAAAUGCAAAUGAAUGAAAAGAAAGAUUCUUCUCUCUAUGUUAAUGACAAAGAAAAACAACAUUUGUCUCGUAGUCCAGCUUUGUUUCGUAAGAAAAAACGUAAUGUGGGUCAAACGAGCUCUUCAUUUCGUACAUAUGUUCAUGAAGAAAAGAAAAACACGGAAGAAUUUUUCGUUCUUCUUCAUCGCUCGCAGAACAGCCGUAUGGAUGAUCAACGAGGACUGUUAAAUCAAAAGAACAUUGAGUUGCCAGAGUUUUUGAAAGAUCAAGAUGUUUCGUCUGCUGCAAGGGUUAAACAGUUUUCUGUCGUCCCCUCUUCAUGUCCUUCUCAUGAACCGUUAAAGAAAACCACUUCCUCUCCCUCGAACUAUUCUAUCUGCGUUAGCAAGCAACCUUCUAGUGGAGCAGCGGCUGUUUCCGAUGAAUUUCAUACGAUUUCAAGGUUUACACGACAUUGGUCGGGUUCAGAAUUAACCCAAGCAAAGGUUUAUCUUGAUAAUGGACCACAGACCCAAACCAUUGAUCGGAAAAAGUUCUUUAAGCAUGUUCGAAAUCAACCUGUUGGUCGUGUCAGAGCAGGCUCGUUACCUUACACUCACCCUGAUGACCGCUGUACAACGUCUGAUGACGUUCAUGAAUGGAAGGCGCGGCAUCAUGAAAGUCAACACUAUAAUAAGAACAGCAACACCGAAGUUGUUUGGGUGUCAAACAUAAUUAAUAAGAAUCGUGAACGCAAUUUGGCUAAAAUAGACAACUCUGUAGACACUGGAUAUGAAAGCACUACAGAAGAUGAAGGAGCGGGAAAAAUUACUGAAAAGAUUUCAUUUUACGCCAACGAUAAGCGAUUGUCAAACAGAGUAAGUUCUUCGAACAGAUCGAGUUCCGAAAAUUGUAACUUUAAAGAGAACAUGGCGACAGCAAAAUAUCACAUACGGGCCCUUGUAGAACAGUCGGAAAAUUACGGUUCGACGUCGACUCAUGAUCGUCAAGCAAUUCUGGACAACUCGUUUCUGAGAGAUGAACUUAAACCAUUACGGUUGUAUUCACAAGUGUCUCCAAAAAUGAAUACAUUACAGGAGUCAUCCAUCAAUGACAGAAAUGAUGGUAAACCAAUGAAAUGCCCAUUGUUUACACCAGCUUUACAUGUCAGUGGUAGCAAUGAUGUUUCACCUCUGGUUGGUAAUGAAUUCAGAACGUCUUAUGAUCACGUGGAUGUGGGCAGUGAAAAAAUAAUGGAUGGUAAUGUUCGUGUUACAUUUGUAUAAAAUUGUUAAGUGUAUUCAUGAACAUCACAAAUAUUAUGUAAUUUUUUAUAAGUACAAAUUAUUUUAAAACGGGGAUAAUAAUAUACUUUCACGUAGACUGUUUAAUCCGUUUUUUGUAGUAUAAUUAUGAAAAAUGUAAAUAAUUCUGUAUAAUGUGGAAGGGUACAUAGUUUUGUUGUAUGAAAGCCAACAACAGUAUAAUUUUAACCUGAAGAUGAUACACAGAAUACCGAAAUUUAUCGUUUUUAUACUGUUGUCUCUUUUCAUAUAACAAAAUUAUGUAUAUAUAUUCAAAGCUUUAAAUCAACGAGUGUGUUUCGCUUAGAACAAAAUUUACAGACGUGAAAAUGACUAUUUACGAUAUUUCA